AAGUGAUGGCUCUGGUCAUCUACCUUAUACUGAUUGCGACCAUUUUCCUCUUCCUUGUUAUAUUUUUUCUUUGCAACUGGUGGAUUGUCAUACAAAGCUCACAAAGGAAUCAGAAAAAAGAAAUCGGAAUUUUAAUCGUUUUCCUUGUCAGUACUAUAGGUCUUGUUGUGUUCAUGACUUAUUGCUAUAUAAGUUUAGACACUGUCCAAGGAGAAAAAGAAGAAAUGAAUUGGAAAACUCUGCACACCGACAUGAAAUCAUCCUUAAUUGACAAUUUUGUGAGUAAUGAUAUCAGAAGUAAAAAUAAAACAUCAAACCAAUGGAGUAUCCUGAUAAUUGAAUACAAGUGUUGCGGUGUAGAUACAGUUUACGGGACUUCUAAUAAUUUUGACACGACUCCAUGGUGUACAACUCAUGGUUCCUGUCAGCAGACUAAUCCUAGAUUCCAAUGUUCUGCUGUCUCGGAGUCAUUUCGGAGGAUCUCCAGCCAACUAAUGACGACUGUCAUGCCAGAGUCACCCAGAAAACAUUUAACGAAAAGGGGUGCUUUUUGGCAGUUAAAGAGAAGUUAAUUGAAAAAAAAGCGCAACAGAAAUUGAAAAUAAGGGGGCUUCUUGAGGAGGAAAUAAAAGUGUUCCCCAUAAUGGGAAUAUGUGUUCUUUUGCAAAUUUUUGGUAUAAUUCGGAGUGCUUGCAAAGUCGGGGAAGAAGAUGAAGAAGAGAGCGAGCAAACAAACAGAAGGAAUCAAACAGAAGACCCCAAUAACACGAAUGGCAUAAUGAUUAGCCCUUUGUAACUUUUUAUCAAACU
Saccostrea cuccullata (small rock oyster) is the source of this 810-nucleotide messenger RNA. RefSeq lists its product as uncharacterized. The transcript is spliced from 6 exons. The coding region runs from base 6 to 572 and encodes 188 amino acids. The record is from RefSeq and is a predicted model, not a curated record. Lineage: Eukaryota; Metazoa; Mollusca; Bivalvia; Ostreida; Ostreidae.